AUGUUUACACGUAGCUCAGUUCUCCGUGAAUGUAUACAGGUUGCACCUCUUUUAGAACGCUUUGGAUCUGUUUUGCGUGAGCUUCCGGUUAUUGGGUGUCGAGGAAACGAUGUGCAAGUUAUAGAGCUACCAACGGACUUUCAUCACGCUAUUCUGAAUGGCAUUCAUCAAGCUCGCAAGAAAAUCACUUUGGCAUCACUCUACCUUGGAUUUGAACAAUCUGACGUGGCAAGUUCAGCUCGUUUUGGACAUAUAUCAUCGUAUAUACAAAGAUCGGAUCAUCUUACUGGCAAUCACCUCCAGGUUGCAGCUCUGAAAAUAGCAAUGACCAACAACUCGAGCUUAAAAGUUCACAUACUGCUGGAUUGUCUUCGAGGAACACGUGACAAUCAAUCAUCAUUAGCGUUGCUAUAUCCUCUACACAAAGAACACGCGUCGCAAUGCCGACUAUCCUUUUUCCUGUCGCCUCCUGCCAGUGGGUUGUUGAGAUACCUUCUACCACCACGUUUCAAUGAAGUUUUGGGAUUACAACAUAUGAAAUGUUAUUCUUUCGAUGAUAAUGUCAUUAUGAGCGGUGCCAAUUUGAGCACCGAUUACUUUACAAAUCGACAAGACAGAUACAUUUCCGUCAAUUCGCCGACAUUAUCUGAAUAUUUUAAUGAUCUAGUCACUACAGUCGGAGACGCGUCGUAUCACGCACCUAAAGAAGAAGGUCAACCCACACAAAGAGAUUUAGUGGGACCAGAGCGCGGAAUAUACGGUCUCUUAUCAGCAUUUACAUCACGAUGGGCUGGUAAAUUCACCACGUCUAACCCUGACGAUGACACGCUGCUUGUGCCGAGCAUACAGCUAGGAGUCGCUGGAUUUCGGCAAGACGAAACCAUUGUAAAAGAUUUAAUUGAAUGUGGAUCAAAGCACAAAGAUCCGUCAUGGACAAUGCAUCUAAGCUCGGCCUACUUUAACUUUCCACCUAAAUAUUGUCAAAUGAUUUUGGACUCGUCUGCUCAAUUUAAAAUAAUGACUUCGGCUCCAGAGGCUAAUGGAUUUUAUAACUCGAAAGGCAUUUCACGGUUCUUACCACCAGCGUAUACAUAUCUCGAGUCAAACUUUUUGAAAAUGGCUAGACGGCAUAGGCCAAUAGACGCUGUUGACAUAUCAGAGUAUAAUCGACCCGGUUGGACCUUCCAUGGAAAGGGUCUGUGGUGUUAUGCUUCUAACGAGCCAUACCCAUGUGCAACUAUCAUCGGGUCUUCCAAUUUUGGUAUACGGUCACUCAUGCGUGAUAUGGAAGCUCAAAAUCUCGAAUUCCUAAGGUCUCAUUCAUCCACUGUUGACGUUCCGACCCUAACAAGCCCUGAACGUAAAGCUCAUUGGCUAACCAAGCUUACAGCCUUGACUUGUAGAGAUAUGUUUUAG
Molecule: messenger RNA, 1416 nt
Organism: Synchytrium microbalum
Lineage: Eukaryota; Fungi; Chytridiomycota; Chytridiomycetes; Synchytriales; Synchytriaceae
Gene: PGS1
Product: CDP-diacylglycerol---glycerol-3-phosphate 1-phosphatidyltransferase
Exons: 6
Coding region: 1-1416 (471 amino acids)
Biological process (GO): cardiolipin biosynthetic process
Cellular component (GO): mitochondrion
Molecular function (GO): CDP-diacylglycerol-glycerol-3-phosphate 3-phosphatidyltransferase activity
Source: RefSeq, a predicted model, not a curated record